AUGCCGGCAGAGAAGGAAAAUAGAGUGACCAAGGAUAGCCACAAAGCGGUAAUGGCAGGAGCGGAAGACACAGAAACGGAAAGAGGACAGGAGAACAAAACAUAUGAACAACUGUUCACGGAAGCAGAAGAGAAUGCAGGAAAAUGCAGCAGUUUAUAUAUAUAUGCAACUGCAUGGGCAGGAAUAGAAGCUGAUGGAUGUACCAUCUUCUUCUCCCUUGGUACCCUGCUCUGGUACCAGAAGCAACGGCAACCAAUGAACCAGCGUUUCAACCCGCGGUUCAUGAGUCCUCAAAAAAACAUACAUUGGGCUGCACUACCCUUGCUACCAGAAAAAAACUUGACAUCCACCUGCUUCCGAGGCGGGGGUAUAAGAGUCCAAACUAAGGCGGACCAUUGGUCCGUCAUGGACCAGAGAAGUGUUUAA
Messenger RNA from Microsporum canis CBS 113480, 426 nucleotides. RefSeq lists its product as uncharacterized. The record is from RefSeq and is a predicted model, not a curated record. The coding region runs from base 1 to 426 and encodes 141 amino acids. NCBI's taxonomy places the organism in Eukaryota, Fungi, Ascomycota, Eurotiomycetes, Onygenales, Arthrodermataceae. The transcript has 3 exons.